AUGAGCGGCGGGCGGCGGAAGGAGGAGCCGUCUCCGCCGCAGCUGGCCAACGGGGCGCUCCGAGUCUCGGCGUGGAGCAAGGCGCUGCGGAGCGACGCGGCCUGGGAGGACAAGGAUGAAUUUUUAGACGUGAUCUACUGGUUUCGGCAGAUUAUUGCUGUGGUCUUAGGUGUCAUUUGGGGAGUAUUGCCAUUACGAGGUUUCUUGGGAAUAGCAGGAUUCUGUCUGAUCAAUGCAGGAGUCCUAUACCUCUACUUCAGCAACUAUUUACAGAUAGAUGAGGAAGAAUAUGGCGGCACAUGGGAGCUCACAAAAGAAGGCUUUAUGACAUCUUUUGCCUUGUUCAUGGUCAUUUGGAUCAUCUUUUACACAGCCAUCCACUAUGAUUGAUGGUAUGCCGCCCACCUGCUCCCUGUCCAUCCAAAGGACUUUUAGAUACAACACGGAAAUGCGACGAUAGGGGCACCCAGAUACAUGGAUCCUGAAGACCCAUGUUUCCUAGACCAAUAAUCAGUGUGUUGGGCAUCAGUCUUUUCUGCAAGGGUUAUGACCUGAACCUUUUAAAAGAAUCUCCACCUUUUGGGGAAGUCUUUCUGAAUUGCCCCUCACCGACCAUUUCUUGGAUUCAUAUCCAUCAUGAAACACCCGAAUGCUGAUUGGAGCUGUUGUUUACUUUGAAGCAUUUCUGGCUUUGGAUGAAACAUUAAAUUGUCUUCCUCA
Suncus etruscus (white-toothed pygmy shrew) is the source of this 720-nucleotide messenger RNA. It is a transcript of the gene RAB5IF, whose product is annotated as RAB5 interacting factor. The record is from RefSeq and is a predicted model, not a curated record. Bases 1 to 390 code for a protein of 129 amino acids. Lineage: Eukaryota; Metazoa; Chordata; Mammalia; Eulipotyphla; Soricidae. Gene Ontology annotation, biological process: mitochondrial respirasome assembly. The transcript has 4 exons.